Molecule: messenger RNA, 3905 nt
Organism: Carassius auratus (goldfish)
Lineage: Eukaryota; Metazoa; Chordata; Actinopteri; Cypriniformes; Cyprinidae
Product: activin receptor type-1B-like
Exons: 9
Coding region: 32-1588 (518 amino acids)
Biological process (GO): cell surface receptor protein serine/threonine kinase signaling pathway; cellular response to growth factor stimulus; protein phosphorylation
Cellular component (GO): plasma membrane; signaling receptor complex
Molecular function (GO): transmembrane receptor protein serine/threonine kinase activity; ATP binding
Source: RefSeq, a predicted model, not a curated record
UGCGCGCGCACUCGCGUAGUUAUUGCGAGGAAUGCAUGCUCGCGCCAGCGGCGUUCACGCGCAUUUUCAGUGCGAUGGGAGUCCUGUGAGGAUGGACACACGGCAAAUCCUGCGACUCCUGGCCGUUUUAGCAGGAUUAAACGGAGUGUGUGAAGCUCUGUGGUGUAACUGCACCUUACCAAAGUGUGUGAAGGAUGGGUAUAAGUGCGAGACCACGGGGGCGUGCAUGGCCUCCACCUCAGUCAUUGAAGGACAGGAGCAGCAUGUGCGGCUCUGCAUUGAGAAAGAGAACCUGGUUCCUCCGGGACAGCCGUUCUACUGCCUCAGCGCGGAGGGACUGAUGAACACACACUGUUGUUACUCUAAUUACUGCAACAGCAUCGACCUGAGACUACCAACCGUGACUCAAGGAGCAGGUUCAGAGCAGGACUGGGGGCCGGUGGAGCUCACUGCUGUGGUGGUGGGGCCAGUGUUUGUGGUGUGUGUGCUGGUUCUGCUGGGUUUCUUCCUCUUCCAUCAUCACCAGCGAGCCUACGGUCACCGGCAGAUACUGGAGGUAGAGGAUCCCAGCACUGAACACAUGUUCCUGGCCAAGGACAAGACCUUACAGGACCUCAUCUACGACCUCUCCACCUCAGGAUCAGGGUCAGGUCUGCCUCUGUUCGUCCAGAGGACCGUGGCUCGUACCAUAGUGCUGCAGGAGAUCAUCGGUAAAGGCCGCUUUGGGGAGGUGUGGAGGGGGAAGUGGAGAGGAGGAGACGUCGCUGUGAAGAUCUUCUCCUCUCGUGAGGAGCGCUCCUGGUUUCGUGAAGCUGAGAUCUACCAGACCAUCAUGCUCCGCCACGAGAACAUCCUGGGCUUCAUUGCUGCCGACAACAAAGAUAAUGGCACGUGGACUCAGUUGUGGUUGGUGUCAGACUAUCAUGAGAAUGGAUCCCUGUUCGACUAUCUGAACCGAUAUUCAGUCUCCAUUGAGGGCAUGAUUAAACUAGCGCUGUCGGCUGCUAGCGGCCUAGCGCAUCUACACAUGGAGAUACUGGGCACUCAGGGGAAGCCUGGCAUCGCUCACCGUGACCUGAAGUCCAAGAACAUCCUGGUGAAGAAAAACUGCACGUGUGCCAUCGCUGACCUCGGCCUGGCUGUUCGUCACGAGUCCGUCUCUGACACCAUCGAUAUCGCCCCCAACCAGCGCGUCGGCACUAAGAGGUACAUGGCGCCUGAGGUUCUAGAAGAGACUAUUAACAUGCGUCACUUUGACUCGUUCAAAUGCGCAGACAUCUACGCUCUGGGACUCGUGUACUGGGAAAUCGCUCGUCGCUGCAAUGCUGGAGGUAUUCAUGAAGAGUACCAGCUGCCCUACUAUGACCUGGUGCCCUCUGACCCUUCCAUAGAGGAGAUGAGGAAAGUGGUGUGUGAUCAGAGGUUACGACCCAACAUCCCUAACUGGUGGCAGAGCUAUGAGGCGUUGCGUGUGAUGGGGAAGAUCAUGCGGGAGUGCUGGUACGCUAACAGCGCUGCACGACUGACGGCUCUCCGCAUCAAGAAAACCCUGUCUCAGCUCAGCGUGGACGAAGACAUGAAAAUCUGAGCGAAACACUACCUUCUGUCAGAAACACUCCUAGCAAAGAGAACGUGUACAGACAUGCGACUACUCUAAACUAUCCUGCCAGUUCACAAGUAUUUCCGUCCGCUGAGUCGGGACGGGGUCUACCUCAUCCCAACGCCAAAACUACUGAACCCUCGCUCCCAGCAGCCCUCUGUGCUCUCCUCCUCUCUACAUCUACCACUGACCCCUGCUCGCCCAUCUAACUGGACAUGGGACUCAAUUGAUUCUGAUCAAAUCCAGUUUGGCCCCUAAGAUCUUUUGUUUUGAUCUUGUUGUAUUCACUAAGGUGAUUCUAGCAGACUAUCACGGCUAACUAACUAUGAAGAAAAGGGUGGGUUGAGCUGGUAAACACGACCAGCUGGUUCCUUUCAUAACCACAUCAAAGCUGUUUGCAAAACAACCUUAUUUGCACUUUAUCCCAGGUUUCGUGAGCGUGGGUUAUAGCCAUCUUGGUUUCACACACUGGCACGCGUGUCUAUUCUUAACUACUGAACGGUACGGAGAUAUCUAUUUAUUUUAGCUCGUAGAUACUUCACACGUCCUUAUUGUUUUUAUCUCCGUUAGAUUUCCUCCUCCAUGGGCAAAUGAAGCUACUGUACAUGGUAUAUUUUUUAAUAGUAUGGAAAUGUAAAUAGCCUACCCUUUUUUAAUUUCCAAGUCCUUCGACUAAGCUACAGGUUUGAUCGUCCAGGAACACGGGAGAUGUGAAGGUGUACGGGUCAGGCUUUUCGUUAAACUUUAUUUUUCAUAGCUAAACCUGUCACGGUAGCAUUAAAUUACACUAUUAUGACGCACAUUUAUUAACUGAGGAGCAUUGGGACUGUUUUGUAAACUUGUUUUUUUUAAGGAAUAUUUCAUGCAAGUGCAUAAGAAUGUUAUUUAUCAUCAUUUAUCAUCCUUGCGUCGCUCCAAACCCAUAUGCUGGAACUUUUAAUGUAAAACACAAAAGAACAUAUUUAGCAGAAUGUGCAAGCUGCACUCAAAAAAUGAUGAAACAUUGCCAUAAAUGAUCAGUAUGAUAUUAUGCUAAAUUCAAAGUGUGAUACUUUUUUUGGAGCUUGAUGCAAUCAGAAUUCAUGCAAUUUAAUUACAAGGCAAAGGGUUGCAUGAACUUGUCCAAUGCAAGCAAGAAAGUCAUGCAGGUUUGGAGCAUCAUAAGGACGAAAAAUUACAGGAUUUUAAUUUUUGCAUUAACAUUACGACGUGAUCCUAGGAAAUAAUCUCAUUCUUCUUCAUGCACUGGGUCUGUAAUGAGAAGAACGACUUGAAAACGUAACUUGAAAAGUUUGGCGUCGAAGUGCACUGCUUUACUCCUCCAACACUGUAUUUAUGACUCCUGACAGACAUUGUGUCUCUCUCUCGUACUCCACGGAUAAAUACUACUGCCCUUCUGUCCCUCUCCGCUUAAUAUGCAAGAUGUUAAUGUAGUUUCUAUAAUGUAUGACCUUUUUAUUAAUCCGAUUUGAUUCUGUAGACAAUCGUGUGGUUCUGCUUUGUGGUUUAUUUUUUUAAAUGUGACUCUGUUUUAAUUCAGGUUUUAUUCGUAUAGCGCUUUUAACAGUAGGUUUUGAAGCAGCUGUACAGGGUUUUGGGUCUGUGGUCUUUCGUUUAAUUUGAUUUUAUCUCCCAGUUUCACUGGACUUAUGUCUAGAGUCUGUGUUUUGACAAUCUGAAGUACUGUUAUUCUCCUUCAUCCAUUUGCAACAAUUCAGUCGCCUUACACUAAGAUUAAAAUGUGUCCAGAAAAAGCCAAAAAUGAUUGCUUAUAUGUUAAUGCUUUCUUUAGAUAGUAGAUUUUCAUGUUAAGGAGAUCCAAAAUGACGGGCUACCAUGUGAAAUGUGUUUGUAUCACUGGACUGAGUCACAACACUACUGAGAAAUAUAAGAUGACACUGGCACAUCUGCUGCUGAUUGAGAAAAUCAUCUUGAAUUGGGAAUAAGUGUUCAGGUUUGAUCUGUAUUUGUUUCUUCUGUCGAGUUCAGUUUGUACAUAUAUUUAUAGUUUCCAGAAAGCAUGUUGCUGCUGGCAGGAUUGGGGCUUUAUAAACGUCUGCUCCCUUUCAUCCUUUGACUGUAGUAGACGUCUGUCGCCUGGAUAAUUAUAACAGCUAAACGAUGGCGACAAUGUGAUUUUUACGUCCUGGUUUAGCAUUAAGGAAGUUUCCUCAGUCUGACCUCACAGCAGACCUGUAUAAUCCCAGUGUAUUUCCCAAAUCUACAUGGACUUUUCAGGAAUUUCAGUUUCCAAUCAUGUACAUGGGUAAUUAUUAAACAGUAAUAAAUACAGAUUUUCCUAAAA